GAACAGCAGGUGAACACUUGUGUCUGUGUUCACAGGUAUUACCGUGAAGUCCAGCCUGGUGAAAUAGUGCAGCUCUCCAGACAUGGAAUCAAAAGCCUGAGCAUAAUUCCACGUCCUGAGGGGGAUCCUCCUGCUUUUUGUAUAUUUGAAUAUGUUUACUUUGCCAGGCCAGACUCCAUAUUUGAAGGUCAAAUGGUAUACACGGUCAGGCAGCGCUGUGGACGCCAGUUGGCCAUUGAGUCCCCCAGUGAUGCUGAUGUAGUUAGCACGGUGCCCGAGUCCGCCACUCCAGCUGCUUUAGGAUAUGCCCAAGAGUCUGGCCUGCCUUACAUAGAAGUGCUGUGCAAAAACCGCUACGUUGGCAGAACUUUCAUUCAACCGAAUACACGUCUACGUCAGCUGGGAGUGGCUAAGAAGUUUGGAGCACUGACGGACAACUUUUCUGGCAAACGAGUGGUGCUAAUUGAUGAUUCUAUCGUAAGGGGAAACACCAUCUCACCCAUCAUUAAACUGCUCAAAGAGGCUGGAGCAACAGAGGUCCACAUUAGAGUGGCUUCACCUCCAAUUCGAUUCCCCUGCUACAUGGGCAUCAACAUUCCAACCAAGGAAGAGCUUAUUGCUAACAAACCAGAGUUCAAGGACAUUGCUAACUACAUUGGGGCUACAAGUGUGCGUUACCUGUCUGUCGAGGGCCUGGUCACCGCAGUGCAGAGUGGGUUUAAAUUGUCUGAGAAGGAGCGGAUCAGCUCUGGAAACCAGUCUAGAAAACCGGGCCACUGUACGGCCUGCCUGACGGGCAAAUACCCUGUCGAACUGGAGUGGUGAUGAACCUGCAGCAUAUCGACUAAUAUUCCUGCUUCUGAGAUCCAGCCUGUCUGACAAGGGUAGAGUAAAUGUGCUCUGAGGUCUGAACGGUUUUGCAUAUUAGCGCAUGCAUUAAAGGGGAAUAGUCAUAUUUUCCUAUUGUUUUAUUGGCUUUAAGUGCUGUGAAAACAUUUGCCCCUCAGACUAUUUAAAAAGAAAAGUGAAAAUAGGAUCAAUGACAUCACUGGAUUGUGUAUAGCAUAGCCAAACAUGACUUAAACACAGCUUUUCAUUUACCAAGGUUUACUUCAAAUAGUUUAAAAACAGUAUUGCUUAAACACCUCAUGCUUAAAUAAAUCAUUUAUACAUGUAUUUUGUAUGCAUAUUAAAGCACUUUCAUAAAUUCCAGUGUUUUCCUAUUGAACAGCUUUGGUUCACUUUGUUUUGCUGCAAGGUUUUUCUGUUAAUGCAUAUCUCGUUUGGUUCAGCUCUAUUUGAACAUUAUGAUUGUUCAGUACUUCAUUUGUUAAGAAUGUAAAUAAUUGUAAAUUAUCAUAUGUAGAACCAAGUGGAACACUUAUUUGCUGUUUGUGACACCAAUAAAUUAGAGGUGAACACUAAUAUUGUCAAA
Molecule: messenger RNA, 1435 nt
Organism: Trichomycterus rosablanca
Lineage: Eukaryota; Metazoa; Chordata; Actinopteri; Siluriformes; Trichomycteridae
Gene: ppat
Product: phosphoribosyl pyrophosphate amidotransferase
Exons: 5
Coding region: 193-825 (210 amino acids)
Biological process (GO): purine nucleotide biosynthetic process
Molecular function (GO): amidophosphoribosyltransferase activity
Source: RefSeq, a predicted model, not a curated record